Molecule: messenger RNA, 3476 nt
Organism: Brassica napus (rape)
Lineage: Eukaryota; Viridiplantae; Streptophyta; Magnoliopsida; Brassicales; Brassicaceae
Product: LOB domain-containing protein 10-like
Exons: 2
Coding region: 1944-2870 (308 amino acids)
Source: RefSeq, a predicted model, not a curated record
UGUUGUCUUGAUUCUGAAAUUCGCAAUGCAAGCUUCGAUCUAUGCCAUUUGGAAGGAAAGAAAUUUCUGUCUCCACAACUCUGUCUCCCGACCCUCAGCAUCACUGGUCGAAAGCAAGGACAAUCUCAGGGUUAAACUGGGUUCUCUGUCAUGAGAGCAAAGAAACUUACCAUAAACUGUACUUACGUCUGUAGUCUCCACCUAGUACUUAUUUUGUUUUUGAUGAAGCAGAUCGAUAGGAUAUGAGUUCUAUGAUGUAAAUAUGCGGGUUCAUUGGCAGUUUUUGUACUUUGAUUUGAAAUUUUGGAAAAUUUUAGAAAAAAAAAUUCAGUUGAGGAAAAAUACGUACGCAAAACUUAUAAAGUACUUUAACAACAAAAAAAACUUAUAAAGCAUAAGGACACUGAAUCAAAAUUUAGUAAGUUCCAAAAAUGUGAGAUUUCCUUGUACAAAAGAUUGUGUCGUCAACUAUGGUUGUUUUCAUCUUCUUUUUUUUUGUCGUCGAUUGUUUUCAUUUUUUAUUAUUAUUUGUUGUUUACUUAAAAUAUUUAGAAUAUUAAGUUUAAGAUUUUAAUGUAACUAUAUAUUUUAGUUUGGAUAAUUUAGUCAUUUAACUUAAGAAAAGUUUACUUUUCAAAAGAAAUAAAGUAUAGUGUAUUUUGCAAAAUAAAAUCUCAUUGCAGAGUAUUUUUCCAAAAUUUUCCCUUAUUUUAAAUACAUAAAAACUUAAGAUACGAGUUCAAAUAGGUCAAAAAUAUAUUUUCUAAAUAUUUGGAUGCACAUGAUUUAAUUGGAUUGAGAAAUUGGUUCAUGGAGCUAUCUCUCUUUAGGCAGGUGUCUUGACCAUGUUCUAUAGAACAUUGAUUAGAUUUCUUAAUUAAAAUUUAAUAAAAUCACAAUAUUUUUAUACUACAAAAGCAAAUACUGUGGAAAUGUGUACUAUUGUUACAAAAUAACUAUGACACUAUAUACAUAAAUGAAAUAUAUUAAAAUGAUAAACCUGAAAUUAUAACAUUCAAAUCUUCAUGUAAGCUAUUAAACAGAUUUGCUGUUUAUCCAUUUUAAAACAUCACAUUCUUUUAUUCUUUAUACUAUAGAACAAGGGCUCACCUUAUUGUAAAUCCCCUUUCAUCUUUUGAUCAAUAAAUUUAAUAUUUCAUCAAAAAAAAAUUCCUGUUUCUAUUUUCUAUAUAUUUUAUCUAUUUGCAAUCCUCUCAAUUUAAAUUCAAAUCCCAUUCUACUUUUCUUACUACCAGUUAAACGUUCAUGUUGUAGCAACUUCAAAUUAAUGAAGCUAGUAUAUAUAGAGACGUUAAAAGAAAACGCUUAAUGCUUUUUUAACUCCACACGUUUGAAAUGCUAUUUUCAUAAUGAAUUUAAACAGUUAAUGUAGUAUACUAAAGAAUCUAUUUUAAAUUUUGUUAAAGUGAAAUUCAAGUCUAUUUUAAGAAUAACUAAUCAGUUCAGAUAUGAUAAAAUCAAUCAUUUUCUAUUAAAUUUGAAUCAGUCAUUUACUAAUUAUGCAGAUUUUAGCAGAACUAAUUUAUUUUGCAUCAACGGUUAAGAUUCAAAAUUUAACCACACGUGAGUAAACAGUUAUGACACGAUGCAUCCAUCUCUCUCUCUCUCUUUCUUCUUGUUUCUCUUUAAAGUUUCUUCUUCCUUAAAAUUUUCUCAGAAACAUUGUCUCCGUCAUUUGUUCCUCAGUUUCUAUCAAUCCUCACGGUUCCUCAGGCACUGUACUGGGAAAAUCUCUGUCUUUUAUUUAUCUUCUCCUUCAAUCUCUCACUCCCAAAAAUCCAGUAACUCUUUUUAUUUUAGGGUUUCUUAAUUUAUUUCAUUUUUCUAAAUUGUUAUAUAAUUUCAGGUAACAUCGUCGAAAAUUCAAAGAGAAAGCGAUCAGUGAUCUCGAACGAUUGUGAGAGUGUUGAUCUUGAUUGAGAAUGGCUUCAACACCUUGUGCAGCUUGCAAGCUCUUGAGACGAAAGUGCACUCAAGAAUGUGUCUUUGCGCCCUAUUUUCCACCAACUCAGCCUCAAAAGUUUAUAUAUGUUCACAAAGUCUUUGGAGCAAGCAAUGUAACCAAGAUCCUCAACGAUCUCCCACCUCCAAGCCGUGAAGACGCUGUUAACUCCCUCUACUAUGAAGCCGAGGCCCGUAUCCGUGACCCAAUCUACGGAUGCGUGGGUCUCAUCUCCUUCUUACAACAAUGUCUCAAGAAAAUCCAACAAGAUCUUGUCACUGCUAAAGAAGAGCUUGCUGGCUACAUUGGACCAGAUGCUGUGAAUCCGCAACAGCCUUAUCUUCCUCCUCUAGCCAACAAUCCUCCACCCAAUUUCAUGAUGGCUAUGGAAGGAAUGCCACAUGGAGUGGUCCCUCAAGGAGAACCGUUGAUCAUGCCCGAACCAAACAUGCCUCAGCAUCAACAUCAACCGCAAGAUGAGCAGAUGCAACUCAUGGGUACUGAUGCACAUAGAAUGGCUGCAAUGAUUUUGGAGAGAGAAGACCAGCAAGGGAUGUUCAAUGGUUACGGAAUAGACAACAAUGGGUCGGUUACAGCCACUGGCUUUAACCAGAUGGAUGUGAAUGAUCACACGUCUGGUGGGUCGAUGUCUGGACCAUCUCUUGCUUUAGGAAGCUUUGGUGAUGCUUAUCAAAUGGGUCACGAGACAGAGCAUCACAUCAGUCAUGAUCAGCUUCAGACACAGCUUAUGCUUCAGCCUCCAUUACAGGAAGGUCAAGAGAAAAAUGAAGGACAGUUUCUGAUGCAGCCAAUGGGACAAGAGAAUCUCCAUGAAGAAGAGGAUGAGGAAGAGCUUGAGCCGCCGGUUAAGUGGAGGAAAUCUGAGAGCAAGGAAGCUAGUUAUUAAUUAAGACCAAGAAAAUAAUACAUUUAAUUUUCAUCUGAUGGAUAGUUACUCUUGAGGGUCUAAGUUGCUUUUUUUUUUUUUUUUUUUUUAAUUUUAAUAAAGAGCAUUAUUCAUUGAUUGCAUCUACAGAUUCAACAUUCUAAAGCUGAAUAUGCAUCAAUUUUUUUUAAUCAGUGACCAAUUCUGUAUUUCUGCAGCCAACCAAGGCAAGCAAAUGAGCAUAGUAACAUGAAACUCAAAGACACUGUGGUAAAGAGAGUCUUUUUUUUACGUUAGACCACACAAUUGCAUUUCAGCUAGGUGAGGGGGCAUGCAAAUCACAGAAAUGCGUUUCAUGUGUUACAGAAAUUACAUCUCUCGAAUAGCUUCUAAAUGGUAACUCAACAACUAUAAUUAAUUUACUAGAGAUUGAUCCGUACCCCGGCGCAUGUAUUGGUUCUUAGAUUUUUAUACAUUGAUAUUUGUUUUUCAUAAAUAAUAUUAUAUAUUUUAAUGAGUCGUAAUAUAACUAAUUGUAUUCGAAAUACUUAGACAGAAUAAUGUAAUAUGAUUAUUUUUGGUACAAAUAUCCAAACAUGUUUCAUAUACUUACACUUGUUAUUUAGA